Messenger RNA from Zingiber officinale, 1270 nucleotides. RefSeq names its product septum-promoting GTP-binding protein 1-like. The transcript is spliced from 6 exons. NCBI's taxonomy places the organism in Eukaryota, Viridiplantae, Streptophyta, Magnoliopsida, Zingiberales, Zingiberaceae. Bases 148 to 1140 code for a protein of 330 amino acids. Gene Ontology annotation, molecular function: GTP binding; GTPase activity. The record is from RefSeq and is a predicted model, not a curated record.
CUGAUUUCGUUCGUGGAUAAGAAGGAAGAAGACGUCAAGAAAGGCAAGAAGGAGAGCGAUAAGCAAUGACGAGAUCCGCAUUUUGAUUUCGUUUGUGAGAUUUUAUUUUUUUUCUUGUUUCGAAAAUAAAAAUUGUUUAUUUGUUGGAUGGUGCGACGACGGCUGUCGUUGAGCUGCACAAAAUCUAGCAGAGCAUUUCCAGCUGUUUGCUGCACCACCAAAGUUGCCGUUUUGGACAACAGCGAUGAUGUUACGCGGCCUCUCCCGCGCCAAAUAGGGCUUCCUCCUCCUAAUCCAAGUUCCAUCCUCCGCCGUCGCCGUCGCCGCACCAUGACCCGUCUCCGCGUCCGGUCCUUCCUUCGCUUGGACCGCACCUGGACGCGCUUCCUCGGCUUCGCCUUCCUCCGCCGCUUUCUCCGCGCGGUGUGGGACCGCCUCCUCCCCUGCUCCUCCUUCGCCGCCGGCGCCGCCCGAUACCGCCGCCUCAAGGCGUGCUUCUCCGCGCCUCACCUCGACCCGCCCAAUGACCCCCACCGGACCUCCUCUCCCGACCUCGAGGCUGCCGACUCCGACCUGAUCACCCUCAAGAUCAGUCUCCUCGGCGAUCGCCGCACGGGCAAAACCAGCUUCAUGAUCAAGUAUGUGGGAGAUGAAGAAGAACAUAGCGGAAUCCAGGCGGCGGGGCUGAAUUCGAUGGAUAAGAUAUUAUUUGUGCGUGGAGCGAGGAUCGCGUUCAACAUUUGGGAUGUUGGGGGGGAUGAUCAAAUCCUCAAUCAUAUACCUGAAGUUUGUAAAGGAGCGGUGGCUGUUUUGAUCAUUUUUGAUCUCACCAAUCGAUCUUCUCUAAACAACGCCAUUGGAUGGUUCCAAAAGGCAAGAAAUUGGAACAAGACUGCAGUUCCAGUCCUGGUGGGAACCAAAUUCGAUGAGUUUGUUCAGCUUCCUCUCGAAAUGCAGUGGACAAUUGUGAAUCAGGCCAGAGCAUAUGCGAGGGCGAUGAAAGCGACCCUGUUCUUCUCCAGUGCUAGCCACAACAUUAACGUGAACAAGAUUUUCAAGUUUAUAGCAGCCAAGCUCUUUAACUUGCCAUGGUCGCUGGAGAGAAAUCUAACUGUCGGAGAGCCUAUAGUUGAUUUUUAGGAGUUUUAAUUUUUUUUUUCUUUUUGUUUUUGGAAUUCUGUCUCAUUUGUUUUGGGCACUACUGAAACUUUUUUUUUUCAUUGUAAGUGCAGAUUGUAUAUCGUAAAGUAGUCUACAAAAUUUGAGUAAA